GGUUUUCAUCAGCCUCCCAGCAUCCCCCGCGCUCCCUCUUCCCGGCCGCGGCCCCGAGGUAAUCUCCAAAGAUGGUUCGCUACUCACUUGAUCCCGAGAACCCCACAAAAUCAUGCAAGUCAAGGGGUUCAAAUCUCCGAGUUCACUUCAAGAACACUCGCGAAACUGCUCAAGCUAUCAAAGGAAUGCACAUUCGCAAAGCCACUAAGUACUUGAAGGAUGUCACCUUGAAAAAGCAGUGUGUUCCUUUCCGGCGUUACAAUGGGGGUGUUGGCAGAUGUGCCCAGGCUAAACAGUGGGGCUGGACACAGGGACGUUGGCCCAAAAAGAGUGCUGAGUUCUUGCUGCAUAUGCUCAAAAAUGCUGAGAGCAAUGCUGAGCUUAAGGGACUGGAUGUGGAUUCUCUGGUCAUUGAGCACAUCCAGGUCAAUAAGGCUCCCAAGAUGCGCAGACGCACCUACAGGGCUCAUGGUCGUAUCAACCCUUACAUGAGUUCCCCUUGUCACAUUGAAAUGAUCCUCACGGAAAAGGAGCAGAUUGUCCCUAAGCCCGAAGAGGAGGUGGCUCAAAAGAAAAAGAUCUCGCAGAAGAAGCUGAAGAAGCAAAAACUCAUGGCUCGAGAGUAACUCUGAUGUUUGAACAUCCAAAUUAAAAAAUGAAAUAGAC
Molecule: messenger RNA, 666 nt
Organism: Ornithorhynchus anatinus (platypus)
Lineage: Eukaryota; Metazoa; Chordata; Mammalia; Monotremata; Ornithorhynchidae
Gene: RPL17
Product: ribosomal protein L17
Exons: 7
Coding region: 72-626 (184 amino acids)
Biological process (GO): cytoplasmic translation
Cellular component (GO): ribosome; cytosolic large ribosomal subunit
Molecular function (GO): structural constituent of ribosome
Source: RefSeq, a predicted model, not a curated record